Molecule: messenger RNA, 1626 nt
Organism: Chrysochloris asiatica (Cape golden mole)
Lineage: Eukaryota; Metazoa; Chordata; Mammalia; Afrosoricida; Chrysochloridae
Gene: FTCD
Product: formimidoyltransferase cyclodeaminase
Exons: 14
Coding region: 1-1626 (541 amino acids)
Molecular function (GO): transferase activity; folic acid binding
Source: RefSeq, a predicted model, not a curated record
AUGCCCCAGCUGGUGGAAUGUGUCCCCAACUUCUCGGAGGGGAACAACCAGGAGGUGAUCGAGGCCAUCUCAAGUGCCAUCUCCAAGACCGUGGGCUGCGUGCUGCUGGAUGUGGACGCGGGUCCUUCCACCAACCGCACUGUCUACACUUUUGUGGGGCGGCCAGAGGACGUGGUUGAGGGUGCCCUCAAUGCCGCCCGGAUGGCUGCCCGUCUCAUAGACAUGAGCAGGCACAAAGGGGAACACCCUAGGAUGGGUGCUUUGGAUGUCUGCCCCUUCAUCCCAGUCAGGGAUGUCAGCAUGGAAGAGUGUGUGCUGUGUGCUCAGGCCUUUGGCCAGCGUCUGGCAGAAGAACUGGGUGUGCCCGUGUACCUAUAUGGGGAGGCGGCAACGAUGGCCAGUCGCCGGACACUGCCAGCCAUUAGGGCUGGGGAAUAUGAGGCCCUCCCUGAGAAGAUCAAGAAGGCUGAAUGGGCCCCCGACUUUGGUCCCAGCACCUUUAUUCCUAGCUGGGGGGCCACUGUCACUGGGGCCCGGAAGUUCCUCAUUGCCUUCAACAUCAACCUGCUUAGCACCAAGGAGCAGGCACACCGCAUUGCCCUCAACUUGCGGGAGCAAGGCCGUGGGAAGGACCAGCCAGGACGACUGAAAAAGGUUCAGGGCAUUGGCUGGUACCUGGAUGAGAAGAACCUGGCUCAGGUGUCCACAAAUCUCCUGGACUUUGAGGUCACAGCGCUGCACACUGUCUAUGAGGAGACCUGCAGAGAAGCACAGGAGCUGAAUCUUCCAGUUGUAGGUUCUCAGCUAGUGGGCCUGGUGCCUCUGAAGGCCAUCCUGGAUGCUGCAGCCUUCUACUGCAAGAAGGAGAACCUCUUCAUCCUGGAGGAGGAGCACAGAAUUAGGCUGGUAGUGAAUCGGCUGGGCCUGGACUCCCUGUCUCCCUUUAAUCCUAAGGAGCGGAUCAUUGAGUACCUGGUCCCAGACGGCCAGCCCGAGGAGUGCCUGGUAAACAAGUCCCUGGGCGCUUUCAUCCGAGAGGUGGGCGCACGCUCGGCAGCCCCCGGAGGAGGUUCAGUGGCGGCGGCUGCUGCAGCUAUGGGCGCGGCGCUGGCUUCCAUGGUGGGACUGAUGACUUACGGGCGGCGCCAGUUUGAGCACUUGGAUGCAGAGAUGCGGCGCCUGAUCCCUCCGUUCCAUGCAGCCUCAGCCCAGCUGACUGCGCUGGUGGACACCGAUGCCCAGGCCUUCACAGGUUACAUGGAAGCACUGAAACUGCCCAAGAACACGCCUGAGGAAAGGGACAGACGUGAAGCUGCUAUGCAGGAUGGACUGAAGCAGGCAGUGGCCGUGCCUCUGUCUCUGGCAGAGAAGGUGGCCUCUUUAUGGCCAGUACUGCAGGAGCUGGCUCUGUGUGGGAAUCUGGCCUGCCGGUCAGACCUGCAGGUGGCAGCCAAGGCAUUGGAAACAGGUGUGUUUGGAGCCUACUUUAACGUGCUCACCAACCUGAAGGACAUCACCGAUGAUGACUUCACGGACCAGAUCCGUCAGCAAGUCUCCAGCCUCCUGCAGGACGCCCAGACCCAGGCUGCACUGGUGCUGGACCGCCUGGAGGCCCGGCGGGAAUGA